Dentiscutata erythropus is the source of this 515-nucleotide messenger RNA. The record is from the annotation of a GenBank genome assembly. Lineage: Eukaryota; Fungi; Glomeromycota; Glomeromycetes; Diversisporales; Gigasporaceae.
CAAUAAAUACCGUUAAUCCACAUGUUGAAACUGUUGGAACUCCUAUUUUCGAACUCGGAGACAAUUCUAUUCUUGCUCAAAAAAGAACUUUUUAUGAACCUUUAUUUGAUGGUGAAGCAGAUACAAACGUUAAUAAUAACAACGAUCACAUAUUUACUAAUCGUGCUAGCGAUUGGAGAUUAGUUGUCAGCGUUGUAAUAUUGAUAAUAUGGUCACUACAUGUAAUUAUGUAUCAAGGUUCGAUAGAGCUUCAACACAACGUUUGGCUUAUUGCCUGGAUUUAUGCAACUGCAUUAGCGCUUGCCCUUAUCCUAAUUCCACAACUAUGCAGGGAUUUACAUAUUAGCAUUCACUUAAAAAUACUAUAUUCUCUCGUAUUAAUUUCUACCGUAGCAAUUCUUUAUCGGUAUUGCCUAGAAUUUGGUACAAAUCUCAACGCAGAAUAUUUCUUGGUGUUGCUAGUCGCUGGUCUUUCACUCAUUUUGGUGUUGAUAUUAGAACCUAUUAAUAGUGAG